AUGGGACUGAUGGGAAGAUAUAAAACUUCAGGAAAUCAGACAAGCUUAACUGAAAUGGGCCUCUUUUCUACAAGGAACUUGCCAAGAUUUGCGAAAACGUACAGUGACCUUUCCAUGAACCUUAAGCAAGAUUUGAAGGACAGCACCAAUUUGGUUGAGGUUCAGAUCAUCCUGAUCUGUGCAUACUGUGUUAUCAUCUUGCUGGGGCUAAUAGGUAACUCCUUGGUGAUCCAUGUGGUGAUCAAGUUCAAGAACUUGCAAACCGUGACAAAUUUCUUCAUUGCUAACUUGGCUGUGGCGGAUCUGCUGGUGAAUACACUCUGUUUGCCUUUCACUUUGGUUUACACCUUGCUUGGAGAAUGGAAGCUUGGACCAGUACUGUGUCAUCUUGUGCCUUAUGCCCAGGGUCUUGCAGUGCAAGUAUCAAUUGUUACCUUGACCGUGAUAGCCUUGGACCGCCAUCGCUGCAUUGUGUAUCAUUUAGAGAGCAAAAUCUCCACAAGAAUCAGCUUCCUGAUCAUUGGAGUGACCUGGGCUGGCAGUGCUGUGUUAGCCAGUCCUCUGGCCAUCUUCAGAGAAUAUUUUUCCUUUGAGCUCAAUCAUGAUUUCAAAAUGGUGGUCUGUGCAGAAGCCUGGCCCAGGGAAGGGCAGGUGAAUUAUGGUACUGUUUACAGUGUCCUGAUGUUCCUCAUCCAAUAUGUCUUGCCCCUGGUGAUUAUCUCAUAUGCCUAUGUAUGUAUCUGGAGUAAACUGAAAAAUCACAUCAGUCCUGGGGCAGCGAAUGAUCACUACCACCAGAGGCGUCAGAAAACUACUAAGAUGCUGGUGUGCAUUGUGGUGGUGUUUGCAGUCUGCUGGCUGCCUUUUCAUAUUUUUCAGCUUAUCAGUGAUAUUGACAGCAAAGUAUUGGAUCUACGGGAAUAUAAACUGAUCUACACACUCUUUCAUGUCAUUGCAAUGUGCUCCACUUUCGCCAAUCCUCUUCUCUAUGGAUGGAUGAACAGCAAUUACAGAGCAGCUUUUCUUAGAGCUUUCCAGUGUGAACAGCGACUCGAUUUUAUCCAUCCCAAAGUGUCCCCUGCAUUCAAAGGCAAGAAGAACCUGGAAGCAAAAGAAAAUCAGUGCAAUGGAUCACCAUUCUCACAAUUUACAAGUGUCUAAAGCCACAACUUACAAGCGACAAGCCAGAUAUGGUAAAAAUUGUUUUGAAAAUAGCAGAUGAGGGAGGAUGAAAAAGCUGGAUUUAAAACAUUGGGGAGAAUUGGUUUAACCAUGUUCAUCCAAGUAGCUUUGUUCACACAGGAAAAUAUACAAAGGGCAUAGACUCUAUUCCUGCCAGUCUGUAUUUGCACAGAGAUGCCUUCCCGCAUCUUUGCUGUAUUCUAGUUUGCCCCUCUCCUCCAAAAUGAAUCUUAAU
Messenger RNA from Candoia aspera, 1417 nucleotides. It is a transcript of the gene NPY2R, whose product is annotated as neuropeptide Y receptor Y2. Lineage: Eukaryota; Metazoa; Chordata; Lepidosauria; Squamata; Candoiidae. Gene Ontology annotation, biological process: G protein-coupled receptor signaling pathway. The coding region runs from base 1 to 1161 and encodes 386 amino acids. The transcript has a single exon. Gene Ontology annotation, molecular function: neuropeptide binding; neuropeptide Y receptor activity. Gene Ontology annotation, cellular component: plasma membrane; neuron projection. The record is from RefSeq and is a predicted model, not a curated record.